This is a messenger RNA of Paramecium pentaurelia, 2515 nucleotides long. The record is from the annotation of a GenBank genome assembly. Lineage: Eukaryota; Ciliophora; Oligohymenophorea; Peniculida; Parameciidae.
AUGGGUAAUUUGUGUCUUAGAAAGAAAGAAAAAUCCUAAUAGCCCUAGGUAUCUUAUUUUUUUAAAAAAAGUACAAUAUUGCUGAUGAAAAUCAUAUCACCUAUACCCCAGCUACUUUGGAUGAAUUGGAAAAAAAAAUUAAAAUUGAAUCAUAAGGUAUGUACAAUUACCAUAUUUUAGAUGACAAUAGCUCUGGUAUCUAUAUUAUGUAUUUCAAGAAGCUUUGAUUUUGAAUGUUGAUAAUAAAUAAGACUAAUUUUCAUAAGGAAAUAACUAAGCUACAAUUCAAAUUCUUAAUGAUCUAGAUAAGGACACUCAAAAGCUUAUUAAACAAGGAGAAUUAGCUAAAGCAGAAUUAUCAAAAAUUAAAUAAUAAGUAAGAAUUACACUAGUUUUAGUAAUAUGAUGAUGCUGUUUUGAAUAUGGGACAACCAUCAUUAUCAUAAAAUCUUCUAAACAAUCCAAAAGAAAAUGAUGUAUAGAGAGUUUAUAUUGAAGAAGUAAGAAAUAGAAAUUAAUAAAAGGUUUAAAAAUAUAGAGAGAACUAAGAAUAGGAUGAGAUAAAUAGAAAAGAAUAAGAGGCAGAAUUAUUAAAAUAGUAAAAGGAGUAGUAAAUAAGAAUAGAAUAAGAAAACGAACGAAAAAGACAACUUUAAUAAGAAAGAACAAGAAUAGAGAAAGAGAAUGAAAGAUAAAGAUAAAUUUAAAUCGAAUAAGAAAAUGAAAAAAUGAGAUUAAAAUAAAUAGAGGAAGAAAGAAUUAGAUAGGAAUAAGAGGCUGAAAGAUUAAGAUUAUAAAAAAAAGAGGAAGAAAGAAUUAGACGAGAAUAAGAGGCUGAAAAAUUGAGAUUACAAUAAUAAGAAGAAGAACGAAUUAGAUAAAUACAAUAAGCUGAAAAAUUGAGAUUAUAGUAACAAGAAGAAGAACGAAUUAGAUAAGAAUAAGAAGCUGAAAAAUUGAGAUUAUAAUAACAAGAAGAAGAAAGAAUUAGAUAAGAAUAAGAAGCUGAAAAAUUGAGAUUAUAAUAACAAGAAGAAGAAAGAAUUAGAUAAGAAUAAGAAGCUGAAAAAUUGAGAUUAUAAUAACAAGAAGAAGAAAGAAUUAGAUAAGAAUAAGAAGCUGAAAAAUUGAGAUUAUAAUAACAAGAAGAAGAAAGAAUUAGAUAAGAAUAAGAAGCUGAAAAAUUGAGAUUAUAAUAACAAGAAGAAGAAAGAAUUAGAUAAGAAUAAGAAGCUGAAAAAUUGAGAUUAUAAUAACAAGAAGAAGAAAGAAUUAGAUAAGAAUAAGAAGCUGAAAAAUUGAGAUUAUAAUAACAAGAAGAAGAAAGAAUUAGAUAAGAAUAAGAAGCUGAAAAAUUGAGAUUAUAAUAACAAGAAGAAGAAAGAAUUAGAUAAGAAUAAGAAGCUGAAAAAUUGAGAUUAUAAUAACAAGAAGAAGAAAGAAUUAGAUAAGAAUAAGAAGCUGAAAAAUUGAGAUUAUAAUAACAAGAAGAAGAAAGAAUUAGAUAAGAAUAAGAAGCUGAAAAAUUGAGAUUAUAAUAACAAGAAGAAGAAAGAAUUAGAUAAGAAUAAGAAGCUGAAAAAUUGAGAUUAUAAUAACAAGAAGAAGAAAGAAUUAGAUAAGAAUAAGAAGCUGAAAAAUUGAGAUUAUAAUAACAAGAAGAAGAAAGAAUUAGAUAAGAAUAAGAAGCUGAAAAAUUGAGAUUAUAAUAACAAGAAGAAGAAAGAAUUAGAUAAGAAUAAGAAGCUGAAAAAUUGAGAUUAUAAUAACAAGAAGAAGAAAGAAUUAGAUAAGAAUAAGAAGCUGAAAAAUUGAGAUUAUAAUAACAAGAAGAAGAAAGAAUUAGAUAAGAAUAAGAAGCUGAAAAAUUGAGAUUAUAAUAACAAGAAGAAGAAAGAAUUAGAUAAGAAUAAGAAGCUGAAAAAUUGAGAUUAUAAUAACAAGAAGAAGAAAGAAUUAGAUAAGAAUAAGAAGCUGAAAAAUUGAGAUUAUAAUAACAAGAAGAAGAAAGAAUUAGAUAAGAAUAAGAAGCUGAAAAAUUGAGAUUAUAAUAACAAGAAGAAGAAAGAAUUAGAUAAGAAUAAGAAGCUGAAAAAUUGAGAUUAUAAUAACAAGAAGAAGAAAGAAUUAGAUAAGAAUAAGAAGCUGAAAAAUUGAGAUUAUAAUAAUAAGAAGAAGAAAGAAUUAUGUAAGAAUAGACUUAAAACUAAAGUUAAGUUUAACCUUAAGAGUAAAUAAUUAACAAUAAUUUUAAAUUUACAUGGUAGUGUAUGUCUAAUUAUUUUAGGGUUUAAGGAGGUAGUAAAGUAUUUUUAACAGGCAGCUGGUUAAAUUGGACAGAUAAAAUCGAAUUAUUAUAAAUUGAUAAUAAGUAAAUUUAGUUUAAUUUUAAAGAUUUGAAAUUGAUGUAUAAUUACCCUUGGGUAAAUAUGAAUUCAAAUUUAUUGUAGAUGAAGAAUGGAAAGUUAGCGACUAAUAUGAUUAUAAUGGUUAAAAUAAUUUCAUAAUUAUUUGA